UGGAUGGAAAAUAAGCAUCUGGUAAACUCGUGGGUAUUAAAACUCAAGAUUCGACAAUUUAUACAAGACGACAAUGAGUUUGAAAUAAAGUCGAAGAAAGUCGAAAUAUUACCUUGAAUUUUCUUGUCUUGAAUUUUCUUGUCUUGAAUUUUCUAGGAAUCUUGAGUUGAGUCACAACGGCAGAAUAAAGUCACAACUAUGCUAAUAUUUGGUACUAUUUUUGGAUCUUUGUACCACGUGUUUAUGGUAUUUUGGUAUUAAAAGAUGAAGUCAACCGGUAGAAAAUUUAGUAACAAUGACAAGAAAGAAACGCAGGCAAAAAAGCUAAAAGUUUCCAAUGAUGAUUGUCUAAUCAAUCAAUAUAUUUUGAAUGAUAAUAUCAGAGCAGAUCUUUCAAGAGCUUUCAGGUAAUUAAUUGUGGUUUGUAUUUAAAAAGAGACAGUGGCGUAGCCAGCCCGACAAUUUAGUCCCGCUAUGCAAAUUCAAAAUUAUUGUCAUUAUUCAUUUCUUUAGAAAUUGAUUGUUUUCACAGUCAAUGAACACGAAAAUAUUUGCAUAGCAGGACCUAAAUUGUCGGGCUGGCUACGCUACUGAAAAGAGACUAUAAUGACUAAAGUCUAUAGUCGGGCGUAUGAACCGGCGGGGGGGGGAGCCCCCCAAGUUUUCAGAAAACACAAAAAGUGCCCUUUUUCCGGUGGCAAAGUGCCCUUUGCCUUCGUGAAAAAUGUUGUUCAGAUUGCAUUUUUGACUCACGGAUGUUGCAAGCAACAUCGGCAAGUCUUUGUGGUUACUUGAGUGUGGGCAGUUAAUUAAACAAUGAGAAAUGACCAGCCUGCUUGGCACACGUUCUUUGCUUGCGAAUCGGGACUUUCAGAACCGGAAAUCGGGCUGGAGCACGAAAAAUGGCAAAAUUUGCACGAUGCUCAUUUGCAAAAACAACACUGCAAACUGCUUUAAUUCUUUCUGUCACUUUCAUUUGAUCUCAUCUGUGAGUCGGUCUUAACAGUCUUUGAUUUAUGAUUGCAUUUAUUUUUCCUUCCCUACCCUUCCUUCCCUCGUCGCUAACAUUUUCAAGAAAAUUUUUUUAGGUGCCCUUUUCUUUCUAAAAGUGCCCUUCGAAACUGGUGCCCCCCCCCAAACUUUUUUAUGCUUCCUACGCCCCUGCCUAUAGUUUGCAUCAAAUUGUAAAUAUCAUAAAUAUUGCAACUAUCAUGUAACAAGAGUCGUAGAAAUAGGCUGUUUGCGAUUUCUGUGAAUGCUAUUGAAGCUACCCUGUGGAACCAGGGUAGCUUUAUUAGCCUGAAGUUAAUAACUUCAGUGGCGUACAUAGCCAGGGUGUAAAAUUGGGGUUAGGCAAAAUGUGUAUGGCACUUGGAAUGCAAAUGUGUGAGGAAUCUAGGGGGAUCCGGGGGCAUGCUGCCCUGGGAAAAUUUUGAAUUUUUAGAUUUAUUAGAAUGCCAUUUUAGGAUGAGGUUUGAAGAAAAGUUACUACCACAAAAAGUUAUUUUUAAGUUGCCUACAGUAAUGUUGUUAGAUUGAAAAAAAAAAUUUAAGACAUUGUACUGUGACAAUAGCAAAAUAGCAUGAUGUCUUCCUUUUUGAAGUGGAAAUUAUAUUGUAAUAAAAAGAAUGAGCUUUGAACAUUGACUGCUGCUAUGCAUGUAAAUUCAAGUUCAAAUGUGCUUUCAACCACCAUGGGCAUUUUUUACUGGAGUUUAAGGAUUCUAGAUAUACUACAACUUUUAUUGGUAAACAGAAGAGAUGGAAUCAUUAUUCAGACAUCGUACCCCCCCCCCCCCAUUUCUGCCCGGAUUUCAGCUUUUCACAAGGGCAGUCCUUUUGCCCAUUGGGAGGGGGCUGGGCCCCUUGUUCCGCCCCUACCCCUCUGGCUACGCCAUUGCUUAACUUGGACCUGCACUGCAAAAUAAGAGAAAGUAAAAUGAAUCACAACUCAAAGUAUUGCUACCAUAUAUAUAUAUAUAUAUAUAUAUAUAUAUAUAUAUAUAUAUAUAUAUAUAUAUAUAUAUAUAUAUAUAUAUAUAUAUAUAUAUAUAUAUAUAUAUAUAUAUAUAUAUAUAUAUAUAAACAACAAAUUUCAAUCUUAAAAUUUUAUUUCAUCGCUACACAGUGUUUCACGUACAGCGUACGAUCAUCAGGCGAUUGAUGUUAAUUAUCUCGCAGUAAAUUACAACGGUUUACGCUGACGCGCUUAGAUUGCUGACGCAAGCAUUUAAACGAUUGUGUUUACUUGCGCGCGCGCGUUCGAAAUUAGAAGCUUUAUAACUGUUCCUAUGCCUACACUUGCUAAACAAUUCAGAUCUUAUAUUCAAUGUAUUAAUUUUGUCCGAUAACAUAAUCAUUCUUUUUUCCUCGGUGCACAGAGAACAAACUUUCAUUCCUGGGCAAACGGCUGGACCUUGCUUCAUGACCGACCAAUUUAUUCGGAAUGAUUUGUUCUGCGAUUUAAGACCCCAAGCAUAUUUCGAAAGUUCCGUCUCUGUCGAAUAGCGCUCAUUGUUCAAUGAUUUCAAAUGAUUGCUAUAUCGUAGCUUGAAAGGACCCACCGUUAUUCCUAUAUAAUUCUUGACCACUUUCCCAUUGUCGCUUGUAAUCUGGGCUUUAUACACAACGCUUCUCAUGAGACAAUUGCCGUUCAGUGGACAUUUACUUUUAAUUCUGCAGUUACACGAUUUCGAUGGAAUUUGGGAGGGAUUCUGAUUCUUAAUAACACGCCGGUUGUGGUUUGAAAUUGAUGCUUUAAUAUUGUUCAUGCAUGAAUAACUGACCUUGACAGAGUUUCGGUUGAAAAUUUUAUGUAGGAUCGAUGAUUUGGGGAAAUGCUUGUCUAUUAAACGAAGGAAAUUUUCUGCAACUUUCGUCUUCACGUUCUUGCUGUAGGGCGGAUUGUACCAAAUAAUGUUUCUUGAUCGGGUUCGUUUCUUGGGCUUACUACUAUUUGUUUCAUUGUCGUACCUUAGGUUGGUAUUGAAAUUGCUUUGCUUCAGGGCAUCUUCGUAUAAAGGGGCGGCUGAAUCAAAACUUGGUUUGUCGGAGGAAAGGGAGGAUAUACGUUUAUUAAUUGAUUUUGGGAGUUGUCUGAUAAUUGAUGGUGGAUGAUUAGAACGGCUAUCGAUAUAAAUGGGAUCAUUAUUGGGUUUUCGAUAGGGAGUGAAGUUAUUUUCUUUCAAGUUUAAGGUUACAUCAAGAGUAAAACAUGGAGUAAAACCAAUGAUUCGGACGGUGCCCUUUUUGAUGUUGCCAUGGGGAGCUACGAUGGUGCCGAGGUGUGUGAACUUGUUGGUUUGUUUAUAUUAAAUACUUUAGCGCCACGGUUCGGGAAUGACAUGGUUGGUCUGUAUAGGGAUGAUGGCUUAGUGCUGGUAAAAGGGGGCAAGGGUAGAUCGGCGGAUAAGGCUAGAAAGGAACUCCAUCGCAUUUUCGAUCAGUUCGGUUUAAAGAUCACCGCUGAUGUCUGCCAUCAAUCAGUGAACUUUCUUGAUGUAACCUUAAACUUGAAAGAAAAUAACUUCACUCCCUAUCGAAAACCCAAUAAUGAUCCCAUUUAUAUCGAUAGCCGUUCUAAUCAUCCACCAUCAAUUAUCAGACAACUCCCAAAAUCAAUUAAUAAACGUAUAUCCUCCCUUUCCUCCGACAAACCGAGUUUUGAUUCAGCCGCUCCUUUAUACGAAGAUGCACUGAAGCAAAGCAAUUUCAAUACCAACCUAAGGUAUGACAAUGAAACAAAUAGUAGUAAGCCCAAGAAACGAACCCGAUCAAGAAACAUUAUUUGGUACAAUCCGCCCUACAGCAAGAACGUGAAGACGAAAGUUGCAGAAAAUUUCCUUCGUUUAAUAGACAAGCAUUUCCCCAAAUCAUCGAUCCUACAUAAAAUUUUCAACCGAAACUCUGUCAAGGUCAGUUAUUCAUGCAUGAACAAUAUUAAAGCAUCAAUUUCAAACCACAACCGGCGUGUUAUUAAGAAUCAGAAUCCCUCCCAAAUUCCAUCGAAAUCGUGUAACUGCAGAAUUAAAAGUAAAUGUCCACUGAACGGCAAUUGUCUCGUGAGAAGCGUUGUGUAUAAAGCCCAGAUUAUAAGCGACAAUGGGAAAGUGGUCAAGAAUUAUAUAGGAAUGACGGCGGGUCCUUUCAAGCUACGAUAUAGCAAUCAUUUGAAAUCAUUGAACAAUGAGCGCUAUUCGACAGAGACGGAACUUUCGAAAUAUGCUUGGGGUCUUAAAUCGCAGAACAAAUCAUUCCGAAUAAAUUGGUCGGUCAUGAAGCAAGUUCCAGCCGUUUGCCCAGGAAUGAAAGUUUGUUCUCUGUGCACCGAGGAAAAAAGAAUGAUUAUGUUAUCGGACAAAAUUAAUACAUUGAAUAUAAGAUCUGAAUUGUUUAGCAAGUGUAGGCAUAGGAACAGUUAUAAAGCUUCUAAUUUCAAACGCGCGCGCAAGUAAACACAAUCGUUUAAAUGCUUGCGUCAGCAAUCUAAGCGCGUCAGCGUAAACCGUUGUAAUUUAUUGCGAGAUAAUUAACAUCAAUCGCCUGAUGAUCGUACGCUGUACGUGAAACACUGUGUAGCGAUGAAAUAAAAUUUUAAGAUUGAAAUUUGUUGUUUAUGUCUUUUUAUUUGCUCUACUGAUUUAUUGGUGUUGAGCACUCUAGUUCACUACGCACAAAUUCAAUAUUGAAUAUUAUAUAUAUAUAUAUAUAUAUAUAUAUAUAUAUAUAUAUAUAUAUAUAUAUAUAUAUAUAUAUAUAUAUAUAUAUAUAUAUAUAUAUAUAUAUAUAUAUAUAUAUAUAUAUAUAUAUAUAUAUAUAUAUAUAUAUAUAUAUAUAUAUAUAUAUAUAUAUAUUGGUGAUAUUAUUAAUAGCAGCAUAGCAAUUCAGAUAUUGCUACAGCAGCUGGAUAUACAAGCUAGGCUGUGAAGACAUUAUAUUAAUAUGUUACACUUAUUUACAGCUAUGAUAUUUACAGCUCUUAUAUACAUGUAUGUAAAUUGAUAGACAAUACAGUAUCAAUUCCAGUAGCAAAAUGUGUUACGUACAGCUACUCAUGUAUUACGUGACAGCUACGAUCAUGUUAUACAUAGUGAUAUAUAUUUGUUACAUACUAGCUGUAGUGUUACAUAAUUUUACAGCGUAUAAACAUGCAUGGUGUUGCACAUGCAUGGUUAUACAUUGUGUUACUAAUUAAUAUAGUGUUACAAUGUGUUCAUGCUGACUUACAUAGCGUGUUACAUUGUGUUCCGUACUGCUACAUAUUGUUAUUACAUGCCGUGACAUUUUGGCAUGCCUUAAUUAUUAAUAACCAUUGACUAUUGAACUUUAUAACUGCAUGUGAUCCCACUGCACUAAUAAUUGGGCCUAGUCCCAGAGGUCUUUAAAAGCCAGGAACUAUAUGAAUGCACCAUGACAUAUCUUUUACAUGUAAAGAAUGCAUUUAUACUCAUUAAACUAUUAUUGCUACAACUUAUUGUGUCAGGUUUAUUUAGUUUAUAUCCAUUGGUUUAUUUUAAUGUUUAGUAGUAAAUGUAUACCAUAAUUCAUUAGUUAUAAUGUUAAUUUCAGACCCAUCCUCCGAGCGAACGAAUUUUUCGUUGGUCGAUUGCAGUGUCAGAGUAAUAUGAAACUAGUUUUUCAUAUCUCUGAGAGUGGUUCUGAAAUAGAAUUGAAACACUGCGCGUCCUCUAAGACAAGAGUUAAGUCGUCACGAAAAUAUUUUGUGCACUUAAAUUGGAUAAGACUCGCUACCAAUCCCCGUUGACUCGAUACGACGAUAGCUCAAUGGGUAGAGCGGCGGUCUAGAUACCCGAAAAUACGAGUUCAAAUCCCGCUCGAGCCAACGAAUUUUUCGUUGGUCGAUUGCAGUGUCGGAAUAAUAUGAAACUGAUAUAAUGUUAAUGCUGUAUUAAAUUUAUUAUAGGAAUAAUAAAGACUUUAUACACGAUGGUAAGAAAGUACUCUUUGAAAGAGCUCACAUUUUGUAAAUGUGCAUGAAUACCAUUAUAUUAACCCAAUGAGUGCAGCGGUCUCCAUUUGACGAGUAAAAUCGUUCGGUGUUAGAGUAAAAUAAUACAGUAGGGAGCAUUGGGGCGCAAUGCGACUCAAUGGGAUAGUGUGUUGAUCCAGCUGAAAGCAGAAUCUAAUAUUUAAUCAACAUAAUUGUUUAUAGUGUACAAGAGUAACACACUGAUAUUGAUCACUGUCUCAGAGGUCACAAAGUCAAAGCUUGAAAAAUAUUUUUAGGGAGUGGUGUAUCCUUGCAUACAUAUCCUUUCAAACAUUGUAUCAUCCGAAAUUUUGUUAAAGAUGAAGAAUAUCUAAAACAUCUGAAGGAAGAGUUGUUGGAAUUACAAUUUAAAGAGAAAUCUAAUGAUUUGUACAAAUUUUAUCAGGUAUUGUUCAUUAAGUUUCUCACUUAUUGGUGAGCGGAUUUCCCACCAGGCUGUUGUUGAUUUUAACGUCCUUAUCCGAGAAGACGCGAAAGUAUGUCAAUGUAUUUAAGGUAGCAUUUUCUCCUCAAUUAUUUUAAGAUUUUAUAAGCGAAUUUAGCGUGGGCGCGUGCAGUGUCAAGCACUUCUCGACAGAAAUGAAAUUCCAAUUAUCGAUAUCUAGUUUAACCGUCUUGUUAGUAUAAUACGUGAAAACCAUUCUGAAGUUGACUACCAUUGAGGUAAGUACCUACCAAGUUUAUAAUAGGAUAAGCCAGUACGGUCUACCUAAUUUACAUUUUUACAUUACUCACAUACCAUUUCAACACAAAUUAUGUUAAGAUAAUGUAGGCCACGGUAAUAGACUCUGCUCGAUUUCUCGUAGAAUCGUAACUGAGCUGUGGGAAUGUGAACCAUUACGCAAGUUCGUAUGAUUCUUGUGUUAGCCCAAUUCUAAUUAGUGCAUGGAAUUGCAUCAAUAUAUUUUAUGUAAGUGUCAAUGAUUAAUGGAGAUAACAAAAGUUCUUAGACAAUGGCAGAAAACAAUGACAAGUCAUUAGCUAAAGCCUGUUCGCAGGCUAGCUAACUUCCCGAGGAAGGGCCUUGUAUUUUCCAGGUAAUUGUAUUCUCUCACACCGCAGCAACCCCAACUUUAACCUGGGGUUUUCACCCAAAACUGCAAGUUUCAACCACCAACCUACAGUACAUAUCAACCUGUCCCAACCUGCAUCAUGCAAUUUCGACCCCUGCUAUAGUGAAUUGGGUAGCAUGGGCUAUAACUGAUUAAGUAUAUUGGGAUUUAUCACAAUUGUUAUAAAGAUAAAAUAGUGGUAGGUAAGCGUAAUACUUGAUGUAAAGUGCAUUUGAUUAUAUCUACAUGAAAUUUGCUCUAUAGAAAUCGCAAUCGAAAUUGACUAAAAAAUAAUAAUUACACCGAGUACGACCCGUAUGGUUUACCGGCUUUACUGUACAUGCAGUUGUUAAACUUCUUAUGAACCGUCGUCCGUUAACCAACAACCAUCUCUAUAUUGAGCUUGCUCGACUCGCACUAAUCCUACGGCUACGGUUCGUACAAAUUGUAUGCUUAUAUCAUGACAGUACUGUAGCAGUGUAGGUUCUUUUUUUUCUUCUUUUUUUUCCUGCUUUGAGAGACCUACACUAUAUUGUGCAGCACAAUUUGUGCUAAGUAAGGCGUCCGUAUUGAUCGUAAUUUCUGUUUACGAUUGUGAAUGAAUUUUGACCCAUGCAUGCACACAUGCACAUUUUUACUGAGCAUUUUCCCAAUUAGGCUUUACAAUGCCCAUUACAUGCAGUUCGAACUAAUAAUGUACAAUAUGCGUACAACAGCUUGGAGAUUGUUCAUGUUUAUGGAGGAUAUAUUAGCCCACAUUGAAGAACAGUACUCAGUAGAAAAGCUUGUUAAGCGUACAGUAGAAAACUGUUGUUUACUCAGCCUAGUCCCAGGCUCUCUCUCUAUUCGCUGCUUUGAUAUAUUUAAAUAAGUCUUAAAAGUUUUAUGCCUGGGUGUGCAGUUCACCUUUAGCGGUGACGUCACACCUAGGUCCCAGUGUCGUACUACAUCCACGUUUUUUUCUCGCGCUUGCUUCAGAACGACUGGGACUAGGCUGGUUUACUCUAUUAAUCUGACAUAGUUUUGAAGUGCAUGACAUAGUUAUAGUUUUGAAGUGAAGUGAAGUGCCGUGACUUCAACUAUGAAUCCGUAAUGCCGUGACCAUGUGCACAUAAUUGGACAUGUUUGAAUUUACGAUGUUUAGCAUCCUGCAUGAGAAGAACAUGUAUGACUAUAUCUUUAACAUUUGUAGAGCAAUGACCUUAAAACAUCAAGAAAAGAAACUAUUUCCAAGUUAAGGUAGAUUUCAAUACAUAUAUAAACUGAUAGAAUACAUAAUACAACCAUGCAGGGGCUGCUGGUUAAUACUAUUUGUCCGUCUAACAUAAUCUGGUUAAUUUAACCAGGAGGCCCAUCCUUGUUAAUUAAUUAAUUAAUUAAAAUGACCAGGAAUAUUAAGUUAAUUAACCCAUUGAGCGCCAGUGCUCUUCCCUUGACAAGUAAAAUUGUUUGACAUUAGACAGAAUAAAAUAAUAAAGUAGGGUGCAUUUUGUUGUAGGGUGCAUCAAUGGCUCUUAAUUGUUAAACUAAACACAUGGGCAGAUAGUCUGAUCAACCCAUUGAGUGCCAGCACUCUCCUCUCACGAGUAAAACUGUCUGGUGUUAGACGGAGUAAAAUAGUAAAGUUUGGUGCAUUAGGGCGCAAUGCUGCUUAAUGGGUUAAUCCAAAUAGGCUUUUUUCUACAAUCCAGGCCAUGCACUUAUGUGGACACGCACUUAAUCCACUUUUGCAGAAAUCUUAACAAACAGCUAAAACUUGACGUAUAUCCCCCACUCCCCUUCUUCAAUGCAGUAGCGAAGCCACCCCGACAAUUUGGUCAUGCUAUGUAAAUAUUCCCGUGUUCAUAGACCGUGAAAGCAAUCAAUUUCUAAAGAAAUGAAAAUUUGCAUAGCGUGACCAAAUUCUCGGGCUGGCUUCGCCAUUUCUUCAAUGUUGUGUAUCCGCAUUAUCUUGGUGGAGCGGGGGGAUGUUUAUGUAGAGAAACGCUAUCCUAAGCCAAUGUCUGUGGGUUGUUCGCAACGUCUUGGGCAGGAGUGUAGGUUAACCACGCCAAAAAUUUUAACCAGUUUGUAUUUGAGGUGUACCAUUUGUACUAGCUGUAUAGUACCAACGAACUAGGAUAGAAAAUCAGAGGAUAUGUAAUUUUUCUGGUUUCUGAUUUGUGAAAUUUUGAUAUCAUGCAAGAAAAGUGUGUAAGAACGCCGACGAUAUGUGUUUAUAUGUUAAUUAAGAAGUCUUGUUUAAUAGAAUGUGAAUCAAUCAAUUUGCCACAUGAAAAACCUAGUAUGCCGAUUGGUUAUAACUUAUAAUAGUCAACAUAAAAAAUUAUCACAUUGUCUUCAGGAAAUUAUUGUACAAAGAUUGCCUUGACUGGAUGAAAACUGUCACUAAUAUCAUAUUGGAUGAAAAUGCUAUAGACAUGUCUUGUGCAAAAUAUACUAACACCGGUAAGAACUGUGAUAAUAUGAGGGUAUUAUAGGGAUCAAAAUAUUAUGCCACACCAUUGGCCAGUUGUGGUGUAUUGAUGAUGUACUGAUGAUGUAUACUGGCUGGUGUUUUAAUUAAGUCUAAUUAAUAAACACAACAUUGAUUCUCAGAUCUCUAAGUCGGGUAUUACUGCGCCUUUCAAGCAGCACAACCAAGGCCUACUCUGGAAUCUUAACUCGCCUUAAAUCGCGGGUUGAAAUUGACCGAAGUUCCCUUAAAUCGCCUAAAGUCGCUAAACUUUCAUUAUCGGUUUAGGCGAGUUACCACGCCGAGUAUAGGCCUACACCCACAAGCCUGUGAAGAUAAGAAUACGUAUGUUGUUGUCGUUAAUAGCCUCCUCCCCAUUAACUCCGGUCAAACGGGAUGAGAUUUGGCCAGCGAGAGUGUCAAACGAAAACAAGAACUCUUAAGAACAAACAGGAACAAGAUUUGAUGAGAGUUUGCUGGAAGUUACCGGUUAAACGAGAAAAAACUCGCAUUCUCAACUCUCCUCAGAAAUUGAACCAGCUCAAAAUCAUUGAGAGUUGUUGACUGAUGAGAGUGCAUGAUAGGUGAUGAGAGUGCAUGAUAGGUAAUGAGAGUUGAUGACUGAUGAGAGUGCAUGAUAGGUAAUGAGAGUUGAUGACUGAUGAAAGUGCAUGAUAGGUAAUGAGAGUUGGCGAUCAAACGCAAGCGAGAGUUGUAAAUAUUCAUGAACUCUCAUAAACUCUCCUCGUUUGACUGGGACUAAAGUUAGGGGUUAUAAAGGUGAUCGGAAAAUAUAGAGGAGAAUGGGAGAUCACAACUAGAUUUUUUUAAAACCCUAACACUAUAGAUAUAUGCCUGCAGAGGAGGCCAAGUUGUUAGUCUAUCAAACGUCUAUAAAUCGUGUAUGUAAGCAAUAACUACAGUAUAGACAAUCAAUAAAACUAACUGGAUAUAGCUGCUCCCAGAUCCAGUAACGACUUUCCGUUAUUGGUUCAGUGUGACUGCAGAAAGAAUGUGAUAUUUUUGGUAGAAUCAAACUGGAAGCAUUCCCUUCAUGCAUCUAAGAUGAAAAAGUCACUUACACUAAGCUGCAUUAUGCUACCCAACCUCGAAGCCGGGCUACCAACACCCUUAUGUGACGAAACAGCAGGCAUUAUAAAUAGACUGUUUUGUUUUUGCAUCAAAUGAAGAAUGUUAAUUUGUUGUUUAGAUGUUCUUCUUUGUCAUGAUGAUGAACUUGAAGGAAGACGCAUUGCUUACAUUUUUUAUCUUGUCCCACCAUGGACGAAGAAGGACGGAGGUAAUUAUUACGUUAUAAUUAUGUCUACAAAUAUAAUUAUAUUUAACAGUUAUUCGCCGAAGGCGAGGUGAUUAUCAGUGAAUAAAAACCGAUCGAGGUUUUUACUCACGAUAAUCACCGAGCCUGAGGUGAAUAAUUGUUUUAGUAUAAUUUCGUAGGUAAUUAUUUGGAAAAAAAUAAAAAAAAUACACAUUUCUUCGUCAUUUAAUUGACAAAACGAACUUUCGAUAAUCGCUUAGGUGAUUAUCGCGUUAUAAUCACCUCAACGGCAACCAAUCAGCGUGGAUAAUUUUCAGUAAUCACCUAUGUAAUUGUACUGAUCAGCGUUCAUGGUGGCAACACCAUACUUGGCACAAUUUUAACUCAAACAACUUCAUUUUUACAGCAAUAAAACUUUUAAUGAGAUAACUGAGUUUCAAAACUCAAUACAAGAUUGAGUUUUGGGGCCUGAUUAUAGCUUAUAUAGUAUCAUUACCUGAUUUUAUUAUUUGUUACAAUAAGCAUGCAACUGCAUUAUCUCAGCUCAGCUGACGGCUUGUGUAGGUUUAUUUAGCUUAGGAAACCCAACAAAGUGAGAAAAACGAACAUACCACCUGCAAUUUGUUUGACAACAUAAACGUAAAGCAAUUUUAAGCUGUUUUAAAGCCACGUGAAGGUUGAAUUAUCCAACCUGCCCUCUUCAUGGGGAGGAGGAGAGAGCCGCCCCAAACCCCAAGAUGAUUAAUCAAUCUCCUCCGAAAAGAAAACGGACCCAGCAAAAAAAAUUACCCCAACAAUGUAAAAGAAGAACAAUUAUUUUCUUUUUUUAAGGUUCACUUGAUUUAUUUGACAUUAAUGGUAAGCGCUAUAUGCAUGCCAUGAACUUCAUUGUUUAUAUGUUAAGAAUGCACUAUUCGACAGAUACGUUGUUGUAAUUUCAAUUUAUGCAGAUUGCAGUACAACUUUUUAAAUUUUUUUUAUAAAUACUUGCAUGUAUGAGAAUGAUAUUCUCUUAAAAAUGCAAGAAGUGCGACCAGGAUUGAACAUAAUGAUUUUUGAGACGUUCUCUGGUUGGAGGUAUUUAUUUAUCACGAGCUUUCGGCUGCCAGACUGCAGCCUUCAACAGGUAGUUAUAAAAUACAAUGAUUACAGACGACUACGGUUUACAAUUACAGAGUAUACGCCUACGGUUAGCAAACCAUGGUCGUCUGUACUACCCGUUGAAGGUUGCAGUCUGGCAGCCAAAAUAAAUAUUUGCAACCAGAGAACGUUUCAAAAAUCGUAGUGAUAUUCUCGUCAAAUAAGGCAGCACAGGUUGGCACAAUCAUUUGUUAUGUUAACAACAAUUGGCAGUAGAAAUUUAGUUUGUUUCAUUUGAAAGAACGUUUAAAUUAAAAUUAUGUACUAAAUUUUGUUGUAGAUUUUAUUGGAACUAUUGGAAUAUUUUGACUGAAGGCAAUGAACUUUCCAUGGAUUAAUUCUUAACUUCAUUCAUAUGACUUUUAUGAGGGCAAGUGUGCAUGAUAUAGCCAUAUAAAAUCGCCUCCCAUUGAUUGAGUGAACAUCAAAAGUUGUUCAAAAUGCUUCUGUUCAGUUCGAAAUUGGAAUAGCAACCAUGAAGAACGAAUUUUUGGCUCACAUUGACACUGGGUGUCAAGAUAAAAAUAUUGAGUGUUCCCACUUGUGAAGUAACAAUGUAACAUGCAUAUCCUGAAUAAUCCAAGAUGGCGGACAGCUCACUGUUUUCAUUCAAAAUAUUUCAAAAAUCAAGCAAAAUGUGAAGAAGCUGUAAAACGUUCCUUCAAAUGCGACAAACUAAAAAAUUUAUUGCCAAUGUCCUUUAAAUGUUAUAUCAACUUUGAACGAAACUAACACCACAAACUGGGUACGAAAAAUUGCUCUAGGCUCUUUGCAAACUUCAGAUGAAAAGAUUAGGUUCGGUAAUUUCAGUGUCCAAAAGCUAGAUUCAGUUGGGGAAACAGAAACCCUGGUAUAUUUUAGCCUUAUUAAGUCACUCACUAAAAUAGAUUCUUUUUUUUACAUAGAGUUUGGUGAACCGGAUAUGAUAGUGAAAUCGUUAGUUCCAGAGUGGAAUAGUUUAGUGUUCUUUGAAGUGACCCCUGUUUCAUUUCAUCAGGUAACAUUCAGUCAGAAAAACCGUGUUGUGGUAGGUAUAGUUAAAAGGUUCCUUAAUACAGUUUGGAAGCCGACAACGGCAACGGCAGAAAACGAAAUUACUUAAAUUUUUGUAUGCGUGUCAAAGCAUACAUUACUAAUACUAGAUUCCCCUUAUUACGUUUUCGUAGCGCUUUGCAUUGUGGUUAUAGUGGUAUCACUGAUAUUCAA
Messenger RNA from Paramuricea clavata, 13142 nucleotides. The record is from the annotation of a GenBank genome assembly. NCBI's taxonomy places the organism in Eukaryota, Metazoa, Cnidaria, Anthozoa, Malacalcyonacea, Plexauridae.